Messenger RNA from Oreochromis niloticus (Nile tilapia), 1669 nucleotides. RefSeq names its product cytosolic sulfotransferase 3. The record is from RefSeq and is a predicted model, not a curated record. Lineage: Eukaryota; Metazoa; Chordata; Actinopteri; Cichliformes; Cichlidae. Gene Ontology annotation, molecular function: sulfotransferase activity. The transcript is spliced from 6 exons. The coding region runs from base 159 to 1136 and encodes 325 amino acids.
AGUGCAAUGAGUGAAGGUUACUAAUUUGUGAUAUGGAGGAGGAGCAGAGAAUAAAACAGUAAAGUAGACUAAAAAUUACAUUAAAUGGGAGAAAGACACUUUAAAGUGUGGAAUAAAAACUCAGGCAGGUAUUCUAAUUUAAAAAUAAAAGUCAAGACAUGGAGGCGCGGCCUCGACCAGAACUGUUUGACUUCCAUGGAGUUGGCAUGAUCAAAGAGUUUACAGAAAACUGGGACAACAUACAGAACUUCAAAGCAAGAGCAGAUGAUAUUCUUAUUGCUACUUACCCUAAAGCAGGAACCACAUGGGUCUCCUACAUCCUAGAUCUUUUGUAUUUUGGGCACAUGGGUCCAGACCGUCAGACUUCCAUCCCUCUUCAUGACAGAGUACCCUUCCUGGAGCUAUGCGAACCCCCUUUGCCAUUAGGUACAGACUUGGCAGACAAACUUCCCACCACUCCUCGUCUCAUUAAAACUCAUCUACCAGUCCAGUUUGUACCAAAGUCCUUCUGGGAGCAGCGCUGCAGGGUAGUCUAUGUGGCCCGCAAUGCAAAGGACAAUGCAGUGUCCUACUUUCAUUUUGAACGCAUGGACAGUGGCAUGCCAGAACCGGGGGACUGGAGCACCUUCCUGCUGAACUUCAUGGAGGGGAAGAGUGAGUUCAGUGUAGUUUUACCACAGAAGGAAGAGAACAUGUUUUCAUUUUAUUUGCAAUGUAAACACUCUGUUGUGUUUUGUUGUGUGUUUGUAGUGGUUUUUGGAUCGUGGUAUGAUCAUGUGAACGGCUGGUGGGAGAAGAAGCAGAUUUAUUCAAAUUUUCACUACAUGUUCUAUGAAGAUUUGAUUGAGGACUGUGGACGAGAAAUAGACCGACUGUGUUCCUUCCUUGGUUUGUCUCCUUCAGCUGAAGAGAAGGAAAGAGUCAAAGCCAGUGCGACUUUUGACAAUAUGAAACAAAAUAAAAUGACCAACUACUCCACCUUCGAUACAAUGAACCAGACUAUCUCUCCUUUCAUGAGAAAAGGAAAAGUUGGUGACUGGAAGAACCACUUCACUGUGGCCCAGAAUGAACAGUUUGAUGAAGACUACAAGCAGAAAAUGAAGAAUCCUGAUCUAAAGUUUCAUUAUGAAAUUUAGAGCCCCAGCUGGGUGUGAUGGAACUCUGCACUGAUAUGUGAUUAAAUAGUUAAGAAAUAAGCCAAAUUUGUUAUUAAAUUUUAAAUGAACUAAAUUUCAGGUAGGUGAUAGAGACCUGUGGCAGAGUUCACAACCCUGAGCUGUCCUGCAGAACUGAUAAAUCCAACAGAACAAUUUCCAGAAACAGUACCAACUUAUAGUUUACAUUCUUUGAAAAACGCUGGGUCAGGUAUGAUUUGUCUGACACCGUGUCUUAUCGUAUAAGGAUAUUAUACUUUUGGCUUUUCUCCACCUUCAUUCUGCUCAAUAUAAUAUUUUAAACUUUGUUAAAUAAUGGCAACUUUGUGGAAUGCUGUAAAGUUAACCCAUUAUCCUCAUAUCAGCACACUUUUUUAAAACCACUUUCUGUUUAAAGGCGAUUCUUAGUUUUAUUCUUACAAGAUCCAACUAAACUCAAAUAGGAGAAAUUAAAAAGGCAAACAGCAAACAAAAGUGUAGGUGUUCAGGGAAUGAUGUGAAAAUCCAUUAGGGCA